AUGGGGGUGGCAAUAAGUAAUAACACCCCCCCACACAUGCUAAAUAUAGCUUUCGUAUUUUCAGAGACCUUGGGAGUGUCUCCAGGCUCCACCACUGCCAGCCCUAAGGACUCAGCUACACCUUCUUCAACUUCUGGUAGCAGCAAAUCAGGCACCACUGGACCAUCAGUUGGCACAACAACCAGAGCCCAAAGCAAUGCAGUGACAUCACCUGAAGGGAAAUCAGGCUCUAUUGGAACUUCAGGCCCUAUCACCUCCUCAGCUGGAAGUGCAGGCACCACGGCAGGACUGAGCCCCAGCUUCACCAGCCCUGGGGACGCAUCAGGAACACGAAGCCCUAGUGCAACAACACCUGGGAGGGAAGAGGGUAGCUCAUCUGGGGAACCCAGCACUGGAGCUACAAGCACAGGAAGUUCAGCAACAAGAGGAGGAACUGACACAGCUACCACUGUCUCUUCUGCAGAAAACACAUCUGGAAGAACAGUAACAGGUGCAUUUGGGUCAUCAUCUGGAGCAACCCCUGAAUCUCGAGGUGGCAGCACCCCUGGAGGAGCAGGCCUUGGAUCCACAGUUUCAGGAACCACAGGAGUGUCUGCAGCUGCAUCCACCACUGCCAGCCCUGGGGACUCGGCUAGACCUUUCUCAACCUCUGCUAGCAGCACAUCAGGUGCUACUGGAAAAUCACUUCUCAUCACCUCCACAGCUGGAAGUGCAGGCACCACAGCCCAACUGAGCCCCAGCUUCACCAGUCCUGCGGACACAUCAGGAACAGGAAGCCAAAGUUUGGCAACAACCCCCAGUGGGAAGGAGGGCAGUACACCCAGGGAAUCCAGCACUGGAGCUACCAGCCAAGAGAACUCAGGUACAACAGGAGAGUCCUUGAGAUCAACCUCAGGAGCAGGUGAUGCAAGUACACCUGCAACUUCAGGCACUGGGGCCACCAGCACUGGAAGCCCAGCAGCAACAAGAGGAGCAACUGACAAAGCCACCACUGUCUCUGCUGGUGAAAACACACCUGGAAGGACAGGCACACCUGCGACAUCAUCAGGAGCUACCCCUGAAGCUAGAGAUGGCAGCACCCCUGAAGGAGCAGCCACUGGAACCACUGUUUCAGGGACCACAGGAGUAUCGGCAGGCUCCACCACUGCCAGCUCUGGAGACUCUGCUAGACCUUCCUCCACCUCUGCUAGCAGUAAAUCGGGAACAGGAGGCCCAAGUUCAACAACACCCAGUGUGGAGAAGGGCAGCACACCCAGGGAACCCAGCACUGGAGCUACCAGCGGAGAGAACUCAGGUACAACAGGAGAGUCCUUGAGAUCAACCUCAGGAGCAGGCAGUGCAAGUACACCUGCAACUUCAGGCACUGGGGCCACCAGCACUGGAAGCCCAGCAGCAACAAGAGGAGCAACUGACAAAGCCACCACUGUCUCUGCUGGUGACAACACAUCUGGAAGGACAGGCACACCUGCGACAUCAUCAGGAGCUACCCCUGAAGCUAGAGAUGGCAGCACCCCUGAAGGAGCAGCCACUGGAACCACUGUUUCAGGGAUCACAGGAGAGUCUGCAGGCUCCACUACUGCCAGCUCUGGAGGCUCUGCUAGACCUUCCUCCACCUCUGCCAGCAGUAAACCAGUAGGAACAGGAGGCCCAAGUGGAACAACCCCCAGUGUGGAGAAGGGCAGCACACCCAGGGAAACCAGCACUGGAGCUACCAGCCGAGAGAACUCGGGUACAACAGGAGAGUCCUUGAGAUCAACCUCAGGAGCAGGCAGUGCAAGUACACCUGCAACUUCAGGCACUGGGGCCACCAGCACUGGAAGCCCAGCAGCAACAGGAGGAGCAACUGACAAAGCCACCACUGUCUCUGCUGGUGAAAACACAUCUGGAAGGACAGGCACACCUGCGGCAUCAUCAGAAGCUACCCCUGAAGCUAGAGAUGGCAGCACCCCUGGAGAAGCAGCCACUGGAACCAGUGUUUCAGGGAUCACAGGAGAGUCUGCAGGCUCCACUACUGCCAGCUCUGGAGGCUCUGCUAGACCUUCCUCCACCUCUGCCAGCAGUAAACCAGUAGGAACAGGAGGCCCAAGUGGAACAACCCCCAGUGUGGAGAAGGGCAGCACACCCAGGGAAACCAGCACUGGAGCUACCAGCCGAGAGAACUCGGGUACAACAGGAGAGUCCUUGAGAUCAACCUCAGGAGCAGGCAGUGCAAGUACACCUGCAACUUCAGGCACUGGGGCCACCAGCACUGGAAGCCCAGCAGCAACAGGAGGAGCAACUGACAAAGCCACCACUGUCUCUGCUGGUGAAAACACAUCUGGAAGGACAGGUUCGCAUGCAACAUCAUCUGGAGCUACCCCUGAAGCUAGAGGAGACAGCACCCCUGGGGAAGCAGGCACUGGAGCCACAGGUUCAGGAACACGAAGCCCUAGUGCAACAACACCUGGGAGGGAAGAGGGUAGCUCAUCUGGGGAACCCAGCACUGGAGCUACAAGCACAGGAAGUUCAGGUACAACAGGAGAGUCCCUGGGUGUGACCUCAGGAGGAGUCAGCGGUACAACAAGUCAACCAUCAGGCACUGGGGUCACAGGCACUGGAAGCCCAGCAGCAACAAGAGGAGCAACUGAUGCAGCUACCACUGUCUCUUCUGGUGAAAAUACAUCUGGAAGAACAGUAACAGGCACACUUGGGUCAUCAUCUGGAGCAACCCCUGAAUCUCAAGGUGGCAGCACUCCUGGAGGAGCAAACCCUGGAGCCACAGUCUCAGGAGUGUCUGCAGCUGCAUCUACCACUGCCAGCCCUGGGGAUUCAGCUAGACCUUUCUCAACCUCUGCUAGCAGCACAUCAGGCAUUACUGGAUCAUCAGUUGUCACAACAACCAAAGCCCAAAGUAAUGCAGUGACAUCACCUGAAGGCAACUCAGGUGCUACUGGAACGUCAGUUCUCCUCACCUCCACAGCUAGAAGUGCAGGCACCACAGCCCGACUGAACCCCAACUUCACCAGUCCUGGGGACACAUCAGUGGGAACAGAAGGCCCAAGAACAACAACACCCAGUAGGGGGGAGGUCAGCACACCCAGGGAACCCAGCACUGGAGCUACAAGCACAGGAAGUUCAGGUACAACAGGAGAGGCCCUGGAAGUGACCUCAGGAGUAGUCAGGGACAGAACAUCUGGACCACCAGGCACUGGGGCCAUCAGUGCUGGAAGCCCAGCAGCAACAAGUAGAAGAACAGAAACAUCUGCCACCAUCUCUGCUGGUGAGAACACAUCUGCAGGAACAGGCACACCUGGAGCAUCAUCUGGAACAACCCCAGAAGCCCAAGGAGGUAGCACCCCUGAAGAAUCAAGCACUAGAGCCACAGGUUCAGGAACCACAGGGGUGUCUUCUGGUUCACCCACUACUGCCAGCCCUGAAGACUCAGCUACACCUUUCUCAACCUCUGCUAGUAGCAAAUCAGGUACAACAGGAGAAUCCUUGGGAGUGACCUCAGGAGCAGGCAGUGUGAGCACACCUGGACCAUCAGGCACUGCAGCCACCAGUGCUGGAAGUCCAGCAGCAACGACCACUGCCUCUGCUGUUGAGAACACUUCUGGAAGAACAGGCACCCCUGGAGCAUCAUCUGGAACAACCCCAAAAGCUCAAGGUGCCAGUACCCCUAAUCAAGCAGGCACUGGAGCCACAGGUUCAGGGACCACAGGAGUGUCUGCAGGCUCCACCACUGCCAGUCAUGAGGACUCAGCUAGACCUUUCUCAACCUCUGCUAGCAGCAAAUCAGGCACUACUGGACCAUCAGUUGGUACAACAACCAGAGCCCAAAGCAAUGAAGAGACAUCACCUGAAGUACACUCAGGUACUACUGGAACUUCAGUUCCCAUCACCUCCACAGCUGGAAGUACAAAAACCACACCCCAGCUGAGCACCAGCUUUACCAGUCCUGGGGAUACAUCAGUAGGAACAGAAGGCCCUAGUGCACCAACAACUAGUGGGAAGGAGAUUGGGACACCCAGCAAACCCAGCACUAGAGCUACAAGCACAGGAACUUCAGGUACAACAGGAGAGUUGCCGGGAACCACUUCAGGAGCAGUCAGAGACAACACAGCUGGGCAAUCCAGCACUGGGGCCACUGGCACUGGAAGCCCAACAGCAACAAGAGGAGGAGCUGAUGCAACCACCACUGUCUCUGCUGGUGAGAACACAUCUGGAACCACAGGCACACCUGGAGCAUCAUCUGGAACAACCCCUGAAGCUCAAGGUGGUAGCACACCUAGAGAGGCAGGGACUGCAACCACUGGUUCAGGUACAUUUGAACCAGGAUUUGACAAAACAACCAGAGCCUCAAACAAUGAAGUGACAUCACCUGAAGGGAACUCAGGCUCUACUGGAACUUCAGUUCCCAUCACCUCCACAGCUGGAAGUGCAGGCACCACAGGAGGACUGAGCCCCAGCAUUACCAGUCCUGGGGGUACAUCAGGAGGAACCACAAGCCCUAGUACAACAACACCUAUUGGGGAGGAGGCCAGCACAGCUAGCAAACCCAGCACUGGAGCUAUAAGCACAGGAACUUCAGGUACAACAGGAGAGUCACUGGGAACAACUUUAGGAGCAGGCAGGGGCAACACAACUGGACAAUCCAGCACUGGGACCACCAGCCCUGGAAGACCAACAGCAACAAGAGGAGGAGCUGAUGCAACCACCACUGUCUCUGCUGGUGAGAACACAUCUGGAACCACAGGCAUACCUGGAUCAUCAUCUGGAGCAACCCCUGAAGCUCACAGUGGUAGCACCCCUGGAGAGGCAGAGACUGGAGCCACUGGUUCAGGUACCACUGAACCACCAGUUGACACAACAACCAGAGCCUCAAACAAUGAAGUGACAUCACCUGAAGGGAACUCGGGCUCUACUGGAACUUCAAUUCCCAUCACCUCCACAGCUGGAAGUGCAGGCACCACAGGAGGACUGAGCCCCAGCAUUACCAGUCCUGGGGGUACAUCAGGAGGCACGAGAAGGCCAAUUACACCAACACCUAUUGGGGAGGAGGGCAGCACAGCCAGCAAACCCAGCACUGGAGCUACAAGCACAGGAACUUUAGGUACAACAGGAGAGUUGCUGAGAACAACCUCAGGAGCAGGCAGGGGCAACUCAACUGGACAAUCCAGCACUGGGGCCACCAGCACUGGAAGCCCAACAGCAACAAAAGGAGGAGCCGAUGCAACCACCACUGUCUCUGCUGGUGAGAACACAUCUGGAACCACAGGCACCCCUGGAGCAUCAUCUAGAGCAACCCCUGAAGCUCAAAGUGGCAGCACACCUGGAGAGGCAGGGACUGGAGCCACUAGUUCAGGUACCACUGAACCAUCACUUGACACAACAACCAGAGCCUCAAACAAUGAAUUGACAUCACCUGAACGGCAUUCAGGCACUACUGGAACUUCAAUUCCCAUCGCCUCCACAGCUGAAAGUGCAGGCACCACAGGAGGACUGAGCCCCAGCAUUACCAGUCUUGGUGGUACAUCAGGAGGCACGAGAAGCCCUAGUACAACACCACCUAUUGGGGAGGAGGGCACCACAGCCAGCAAACCCAGCAAUGGAGCUACAAGCCCAGGAACUUCAGGUACAACAGGAGAGUCUCUGGGAACAACCUCAGGAGCAGGCAGGGGCAACACAACUGGACAAUCGGGCACUGGGGCCACCAGCACUGGAAGCCCAACAGCAACAAAAGGAGGAGCUGAUGCAACAACCACUGUCUCUGCUGGUGAUAUCACAUCUGGAACCACAGGCACCCCUGGAGCAUCAUCUGGAGUAACCCCUGAAGCUCAAAGUGGCAGCACACCUGGAGAGGCAGAGACUGCAUCCACUGGUUCAGGUACUACUGGACCAUCAGUGGAUAAAACAACCAGAGCCCCCAGCAGUGAAGUGACAUCACCUGAAGGGCACUCAGGCUCUACUGGAACUUCAGUUCCCAUCACCUCCACAGCUGGAAGUGCAGGCACCACAGCCCAACGGAGCCCUAGCUUCACCAGUCCUGGGGACACAGCAGAGACAGCUGGAGUGUCACCAGGUGGGACUACCACUAACAAUGGGAAUACAAGUGAGGCAGUCUUCCGAGAUGUUGGAACAGGAGGCCCUACUGCACCAACACCUAGCAAAGAGGAGGGCAGCACAUCCAGAGAAUCCAGCACUGGAGCAACGAGCCCAGGAAGUUCAGGUACAAUAGGACUGUCCCUGGGAGCAACCUCAGAAGCAGUCAGAGGCAGCACACCUGGACCAACAGGCACAGGGGCCACCAGUGCUGGAAGCCCCACAGCAACGAGAGGAGGAACUGAUGCAGCCACAACUGUCUCUGCUGGUGAAAACACAUCUGGAAGGACAGGGACAACAAGAGUAUCUACAGGCUCCAUUACUUCUGGCCAUGGGACCUCAGUUGGACCAGUCACAACAACUGCUAGCAGCAAAUCAGUAACAACAGGAGGAAAAAAUAUAAUCUCCACUACUGCUGGUGAAAACGCUUCUGGAACAUCAGAGAUCAUUGGAACAUCAGCUGGAGUGACAGGAACCUCUGGACAAUCAUCAGGUGUGACUGAGACAACUCUACCAUCAGCUGGAGAGACAGGGACAACUCAACCAUCUGUUACAGAAUUAGAGACAGUAAGACCAUCGCCUAAAGUGACAGAGAGUUCUUCACAAUCAUCUGGAGUUACAGGAACAACAGUAUCAUCAGCUAGAGUGACUGGGACUUCUGGAUUAUCAUCAGAAGUGACAAGGAAAACUGAAUCAUCAGUCAGAGAAUCAGAAACAUCUGGGCCAUCCACUACAGGAUCAGAAACAACUAUACUAUCAACUGGAGUGACAGGAACAACUGCAGUUGAAGUGAGUUCUGGAAAAUCAUCUGGAGUAAGAGUGACAACUAGAUCAUCAGCUGGUGACUCAGGUACAACAAGACCAUUAGUUGAAGAAUCUGGUACAACUGGAUCAUCAGUUGGACAUACAAGAACAUCUGGACAGUCAUCUGGAGUGACAAGAACUGGAGUAACAGAGACAACUGCAUCAUCAUCAGGAGUAACAGAGACAACUGAAACAUCAGUUAAAGUGACACCAACAACUGGACAAUCACUUGGGGUGACUGGGACAAGAGGAUUGUCUGCUACAGGAUCCGGAACAAGUGGACCAUUAGAGACAACUGAACCAUCUACUAUAGGGUCAGAAACAACCAGACCUUCAUUUACAGGAUCUGAGACAACUGGACCCUCAUCUAGAGGAUCAGUCAGAAGUAGCCCAUCAGUCACAGCAUCUAGGCAAACAGUACAGUCUGUUGGAGUUACAGAGACAUCUGGUCCAUCAGGGACAAUUUCACCAUCUGCUGGAGUUACUGAAAGGAUCACACUGUCACCCGGAGUGACAGAGCUAACUGGUGCAUCAUCUGAAGGAACAGGGACAACUGCAUCAUCAGCUGGUACCACCUAUGAGGCAGGAAGAACUACAAGAGAACCAGAAAGCACAACUGAAGAGCCAUAUGGAUCCACCACUGGAGCAGAAAGCAGAACCACAGGAACCACACCUGGAAAAUCAGGUACAACUGGAGUGUUGGCUACAACUUCUACAGGUGUGAGGGGCAGAAGCACUCCUUUCACAUCAGGUUCCACAGGAAAUUUCCCUCACUCAACAAUUGCACUAGGAAGUACCACUAUUGAGCCAUCGAAUCAGACUACAGUAGAAGGUGUUACUGGCACAACUCUUGCCCCUGGAAGUUUGAACACAGGGGCCACAACUGGCAUAGGGACCACUAGAACAGAACUGCCAGGAGAUACCACCAUUGUGUUUCCUGAAGUCAAAAGCACUUCAGAAGUUUCCAACACAGAGGCCACAACCUCCACAGAAGGUAUUGGCACCACCAGAGUUGGAUUCAAAACAGCCACAACUGGGGUGGUUCCUGGCACAACUGUUGCCCCUGGCAGUUCCAGUACAGAAGCCACAACUUCUCUAGGAAGAACCGGAGCAACAAGGGGGGGGACAGCCAUAGCUACUACUAGUGUAGUCUCUGCAAAGACUCUGGAACCUGGGAAUCACAACACAGAGGCCACAAGUUCCACAGAAGGAAGUGAGACCAGCCAAUCUGAAGGGCCAAGAGCUACCUCAGUCACAUCAAGGAAACCUGGGACUGGAAGUGAAACAGAGGCAAUAACUUCAACAGAAAGCAGCAGUACUUCUGAAAAUGGAUCCAGAGCAGCCACCACUGAGGUAACCCCUGAUACAACUGUAGCCCCUAGCAGUUCCAACACAGAAGCUACAACUUCUGUAGGAGAAGGUGAAACACCAAGAGAGGAACUAAUCACAGUCACUACAGAGGGAAUCUCUGGCAAAACUCUGGAACCUGGAAGUGCCAACACAGAGGCCACAACUUUUGCAGGAGACCACAGGACCACUCGAGCAGAUCUGUUUGAGUCUACAACAUCUACGGAAGAGACUGGAACUGGUUUCAAAACCGAGAUCACAACUUUCUCUGGAAGAAGUGACAUCACUGGAGCAGAAAUAAAGUCAGGAGCCACCACCAAAGCACCAGGAAGUAAGACAGGCACUGCUCUAGUAACCUCUGCUACAACAGUUGCUCAUGAGAGCUCCAACUCGGGUACCAGUGGUGUAGUCUCUGACACAACUGUUGCACCUGAGACUUCCAUUACAGAAACCACCUCUGGAGCAUCAGACAAACAAGUCACUGGAAGUCAAAGAGGCACUACUGGUGUGACCUUAAGCACAUCUGUUGCACCUGGAAGUUCUAGUACAGGUGUCACCACAGUAUCACCUAAAGGAAAUACAGGCUCAAAGAGUACUAUUUCAGGAGCUACCAAAGAAACAGUAAACCAAGGAACUGGAAGCACACUAGAACCCACGAAGACAGCUUCUGGCACCACACUGGCACCUGGGAGUUCAAAUACAGUUACAACAUCCUCAGGAGUCAGUCAAACCACAGGAAUUGGAAAGAAUACAGGUACUACUGGAGCGGUCUCUGGCAGCAACACCUCACCUGGAAAUUCCAACACAGGAGCUACCACUGGCAUCUCUAAGACCCCAAGCUCUGCAAGUGAAACAGGUACCACUGAAGUGGUCUCUGGCACAACAAUUCCAUCUGAAAGUUCCAACACAGAGGCCACAACUUUAGGACAUGACAAAACCACAGAAGCUAAAGUUAGCAUAGUUACCACCACCGGGAUAACUACUGGUACAACCGUUGCUCCCAGGAGUUCCAACACACGGGCUACCACUUCUACAGAAGUCAUCCCUACCACUGGAGUAAAAUUGGAAACUGGUACAACUUCAGGUUCAACUACAGUUUCUAGGCGCCCAGAAAAUUCCAGUCCUGGAGUUUCUACAGAAGAACCAGGGAAGCAAGUCACAGGAAGUAACACAGGUACCCCCAAGGAAUCAUCUGAAACAACUACUGCUGGAAUUACUACCACAGCAGCCACUGCUUCCACGGGAGUCGAGGAAACUUCAAGCACUGCAGUGCAAACAGGUUCCACUUCAGUUACAGCUGGAGUCACAACAGGCCCACAAGUAUCUCAGCCAGAAACCACUGUAGUAGCAACAGAGAAUCAAGAAGUUGAAAAUAAAACAGGAUGCCCAGGAACACUUCCACCAGCUCCAGUGUGUCAUGGUCCACUGGGAGAAGAGAAAUCUCCUGGAGACACAUGGACUUCUAAUUGCCACAAAUGUACCUGUACUGAUGCAAAGACUGUAGACUGUAAACCUCAGGAGUGCCCUUCUCCACCUGUAUGCAGAACUGGAGAGAAGCUUGUAACGUUUAAUGAUACCUGCUGUGAAAUUGGACACUGUGAACCCCAAACGUGUUUAUUUAACAAUACGGAUUAUGAGAUCGGUACCUCAUUUGAUGACCCCAGCAACCCCUGUGUCUCCUACUCCUGCAACAGUACUGGCUUUGUUGCGGUGGUCCAAGACUGCCCCAAGCAGAGCUGGUGUGCAGAAGAAGACAGAAUCUAUGACUCAAGAAAAUGUUGCUAUACAUGUAAGAAUAAUUGCAGAACUUCUCCUGUGAACGUGACUGUUAAGUACAAUGGUUGCAAGAAAAGAAUCCAGAUGGCAAAAUGUAUGGGUGAAUGCAAAAGGACUCUCAAGUACAAUUAUGAUCUCUUUCAGUUGGAAAAUUCAUGCCUCUGCUGCCGAGAAGACAACUAUGAGUUCAGAGACAUUGCUCUCGACUGUCCUGAUGGCAGCACACUAUCUUACAGAUACAGGCACACCACAACCUGCUCUUGUUUAGAUUUGUGUGAACAGGAUAAGACUGCUCAGCUCACUCAAUGACCAGAUAAUUAUGACAAGUUGUAAGGGGCUAUUUAUUUUCUAAGAACUCUCUUGUAUCUUACUCAAAGUAAAUACAAUGAGGAAUUAUCUUUUUCUUAUUGACUGGGUCUGAAGAAUAAAUAUAAGUUUGCAAGCAA
This is a messenger RNA of Marmota monax (woodchuck), 10454 nucleotides long. RefSeq names its product mucin-19-like. The record is from RefSeq and is a predicted model, not a curated record. NCBI's taxonomy places the organism in Eukaryota, Metazoa, Chordata, Mammalia, Rodentia, Sciuridae. Bases 1 to 10317 code for a protein of 3438 amino acids. The transcript has 125 exons. Gene Ontology annotation, molecular function: protein binding.